Messenger RNA from Ilex paraguariensis (yerba mate), 2862 nucleotides. The record is from the annotation of a GenBank genome assembly. Lineage: Eukaryota; Viridiplantae; Streptophyta; Magnoliopsida; Aquifoliales; Aquifoliaceae.
CCAACUAGUACAGCAGUACUCUCUCUCACUCUCUCUCUCACACACACACACUAUACAAACUUACAAACACGUUCUCUUUCCCACAUUACAUACACACUGAUACACAAACUGCUUCUCUUACUCCGAGGAGACAACAAAAGUUCAUUGCGGCAGAACCCAAAUUCAGAAUAGAUACUUACACAGCUUCUUUUUAGUGUUUUUUGAGAGAGAACAAAUCUGGGGAGCAGAAGAGAGGAUAUUUUAGAGUUCUGAUCCACACCCAGAAAUGGGUACAUCGAACUUUUUCGUAACUUUCAUUCUUUUUCUUGCACUUCUGCGUUUACAAAGUGUUUAUGGAAAUGCCGAGCUGAGAGCUCUAAUGGAGAUAAAGUCUUCUUUAGACCCAGAAAACAAUUAUCUCUUCUCAUGGACCAAUAAUGGUGAUCUAUGUAGUGGCACAUUCGAGGGUAUUGUUUGUAAUGAGCACAAUAAAGUGGCCAACAUUUCUCUGCAAAGCAAAGGACUCAAAGGUAGAAUUUCGCCGGCGGUGGCCGGACUAAAGUGCUUGUCGGGUUUGUACUUGCAUUACAACUCUUUGACUGGGGAGAUUCCGAAAGAGAUAGCAAAUCUUACUGAGUUGACUGAUCUGUAUCUCGACGUGAACAACCUUUCUGGAAGCAUUCCUCCUGAGAUUGGAAGCAUGGCGAGUCUUCAAGUUCUGCAGCUAGGUUGUAACCAAUUAACGGGUAGCAUACCAGCAGAGAUUGGGUUCUUAAAGAAGCUAAGUGUCCUGGCAUUGCAAUAUAAUGGCAUGAUCGGUCAGAUUCCUGCAACGUUAGGGAACUUGGGGAUGCUGAAAAGGCUUGAUCUGAGCUUUAAUCAGCUUUCUGGCCCAAUUCCUAUAAGAUUAGCCAAUUUACUCCUACUGGAGUUUCUAGAUGUUCAGAAUAAUACCCUCUCUGGGGUUAUCCCUCCUGCUUUGAGAAGGUUGAAUGGAGGAUUCCACUUUGAGAACAAUCCUGGUUUAUGUGGUGUUGGGUUCUCUUCAUUGAGAGUUUGCACUGCUUGGGACGAUGUAAGAGUUGAACCCAUUGUUCCUAUAAUAAAUAAUACUGCUCCCGAAAGUAUGCCUCGGGCUGCUAAUUUUCAUAGGCAUUGCAACCAAACACAUUGCUCAAACUCUUCGAAACUCCCUCGAUUUGGCAUUGUUGCUGGGGUUAUUACUGUAACUGUCACGUUGAUUGUUGUUGGAUGCUUAAGCGUAUUUCAAUACCGUCGGCGAAAACAGAAAAUUGGGAGCUCAUCUGAUACUUUUGACGAUCGUAUUAGCUCUGAACAGGCCAAAGAAUUCUCCUCGAGAAGUGCCUCUCCUCUGAUAACUCUUGGGUAUUCGAAGGGAUGGGAUCCUAUGAUAGAUGGUCAAAAUUGCAAUGGGUUCUGUGAGUUUUUGCCUGGCUUUAAGUUUAAUUUGGAAGAGGUUGAGUCAGCAACUCAGCACUUCUCAGAGGUGAACUUGUUGGGGAAGAGCAAUUUCUCUGCAGUCUACAAAGGUAUUUUAAAAGAUGGAUCCAUUGUUGCUAUCAAGAGCGUUAGUGUGAUGAGCUGUAAGUCGGAAGAAGCAGAGUUCAUGAGAGAGCUGAGCUUAUUGACCUCUCUGAAACAUGAGAACCUUGUUAGGCUGAGAGGAUUUUGUUGUUCCAAAGGCAGGGGUGAAUGCUUUCUCAUUUAUGAUUUUGCUUCUAAUGGAAAUCUGUCUCAGUAUCUGGAUGUUGUAGAUGGAAGCUGUCCAGUUCUUGACUGGCCCACAAGGCUUUCUAUCAUCAGUGGGAUUGCAAAAGGUAUUGGAUAUUUACACAGCAGUGAAGCAAACAAAUCCGGCAUAGUUCAUCAAAACAUAUCGGUGGAGAAAAUCCUCCUUGACGAGCGUUUCAACCCAGUGAUUUUAGAUUCCGGUCUGCUUAAGCUCCUUGCAGAUGAUGUUGUCUUCUCAGCCCUGAAAGUCAGUGCUGCCCUGGGAUAUAUGGCUCCUGAGUACAUUACCACUGGCCGAUUUACAGAGAAGAGUGACAUGUUUGCUUUUGGGGUGAUCAUCCUUCAGAUCCUCUCUGGAAAACGAAAACUCAGCAACUCAAUACGACUGGCAGCCGAAUCUUGCAGACUUGGAGAUUUUGUUGAUCCAAAUCUCAAGGGCACCUUCUCUGAAUCUGAGGCUGCUAUGUUGACAAAAGUUGCACUGGUUUGCACCCAUGAGCUUCCAGACUACAGGCCGACCAUGGCAACAGUAAUUCAAGAGCUGACCAAGGCUAGUGGUAAUUCUUGAUGGUGGCCAUCACCUCGUCUAAACUGAGGAGCUUAUGAUGAUGACGUGAUGAUGAUGAGAAUAUGACAUGGGAUCUCACUCAGCAUUCUCCUGACGACAAAAGCUUCGCUUGGUAUGCAUAUUAGUACAGCUAGGGAUCACAAAUGUUGUUACCAAAAAGAAAAUCCCAAAAGGUGUGGGAUUAUAAAUCAUUUGGGAUAGGAUACCCCAUGUUUCAUCUCAUUGGAAGGAUCCCAUCAAUAUGAGGUGUAUAAUGACACAUCAUUUGGCAUUUGUUUUUUGGUAAAUUAUUUGGGAUAUAUAGCUUUACUCAUGUAAAUUAAGGUUGGUUCUUUGUAGAUUCCAGUGGAGGUGCAGAGUUGCUGGGGAAAGUAAUUCCCCUUGAUUGCUUGGCUGUAAUUAAUACAACUAUGCUGACACCACCUUGAAGUAGAAGCUCAAAAGUAAUAAAAGAAAUUGUAAUGCUUACGAUUUGUUUCUGAUUGUUUCCUUUCUUUUGACGCCAAAUUCUGUAACCCUGCUGAUACUGAGCCACCUGCUAAAUUUGCUCAUGUGAAUCAAUG